Molecule: messenger RNA, 2049 nt
Organism: Seminavis robusta
Lineage: Eukaryota; Bacillariophyta; Bacillariophyceae; Naviculales; Naviculaceae
Source: the annotation of a GenBank genome assembly
AAUAAAUCUAACCUUUCAGCUCCCACCACCCACCACCUUUGCAAACCAAACCACCUCUCGAUCGAUAGCAUAAUCAACCGACCUGAAAGAAACAGUCGACCAUGACGACGAGACGACGGUACCACCUCUCCCUCGACCUCUGGUUCCUAUGGACUUGUGCCUUAUCCUCAGUGACAGCAGCUCCCCCCACACCAUGUGAAAAGGACUCUGACUGUCAUGCGAUGCAAGCCCCCGAAUCGGUGUGUGGCAGCGACGGUUUUUGCAGCAACGCGUUUGCGAGUGGCUGCCUCUACCAACGAAUGCCCGGCUGGACCAAGAAGCGAGUCUGUAACAGUGAAGAUCCACCCGAUGCGGCAGCACAAGGCAUUUGUGAGACUCCCCAAUUUGACUAUCAAGAAGUACGAAUCAUGGCUGGCAACUGGGAAUCCAUCACCUUGAAUGCGUGGUUAAUGCAGAUCUUGCUCUCGGAAAUUCUAGGAGUCCCGACCACUCUGGAAGCUUCCAUCUCGGCACGCAAUAGCUUUUUCGAACCUUCCGGUGCCUUUGAAUACGGGUCACUCGAUACGGUUCAAUCCUUUGAGAACAACUUCAAGUACAAGGGGUGCGAAAAAGCGAGUCGCGAUCCCGACAACUACGAGACUUGUGCCAACUUGAGUCCGGAGUUUUGGAUUGCCACGGGAGAGUGGGCCCAGGAAGCACAGCAGCGGGGAUUGCUGGAGCCACCCGAAGCCUUGGGAGUUCUAGCAAGGGAGUCGCUAUUUGUUCCCAAAUUCACACUGGAACGAGAUGCUAGCUUGCUCUCCUACAUUGGAAUGCAGGGGGAGAAAAAUCGACAAAAGUUGGCAGAUGCCUUCUUACGUCCAACCCUCUGGAAAGACUAUUGCCUCGAAGUUUCACCCAACAACUGCAGUACGCCGGAUGAGAAUGCCCAGCGCCCUCCCGAAGACGACGACGAGGGAGACCGAUUCUUUUUGAAGGACGAGUACACGGGCUAUUUUCGCAAAACCGAUGCCAACAAUUGCACUUUGAAUCCAGAUACUUGCACUGGUCAUUUGGUGGAUUAUCCUUGCGAAUGGAGCUCCUAUGCCGAACAGCAAUUGUAUCACUUGAAUAUUUCCUUGUCGGGCGACAAACACGGAGAAGGCGAACGUGGGCAUGGGGAUUGGCAAACGGUACAAAUUCUCAAUGCCGCAAACCAUACCAAGAGCAACGUCAUUAUCAUGUGGGCGCAGCCCGAUCCAUUCUAUCAACGAUUAGUAGGCACUGACAUGGAGUUGCAUGCCGUCGUCAUGCCUCCCGUUUCACAGGAAUGCCUCGAUCACAAACGUGGCUACAAUGAUCAGUGUUCCGGUGAUAUGGAAAUUCGCGCGGGAGAUCCAAGAGGUGCCUGUGAGGAUCCAAUGACAUUGUUGCACAAGGUAUUCGCGACAACACUCACCGAUGAACUCAAUGAUCCUGAUAUUAUACCAGCGGAAAAGAGUCCCGCUGUCCCUGCAAUUCAACAAUUCUCAAUGUCCUCGCCUCUGUACGGUGAUUGGUUCAAUGUACUCAUCCAACACGAAGCACUCAGCAAGGAGACUACCUCUCUGAUGCGAAAUGCAACCUGCAACUUUGUCGUGGACAAAUUUGACGUUCUCCUGGAAAAGUGGAUACCGUUUUCAUACCCACGAGUCGUUAUGGAUGGCCAAGAGAAUUCGGCACUCAUUAUUGCCUCGGUGGUAUUGGCGUGCCUGUCGACGGUGCUUGCUGUGGCUGCCGCGAUAGUGGUACACAAAACGCAACAUCGACGGGUCAUGCGGUACGCGCAGAUUGAAUUCCUACAUUUGAUGCUGGCAGGAAUACUGGUGAUAUCCUCUGGGGCGCUAGUCACGGCAAUCCCACCCACCAUGGGUUCUUGUGUGGCGGCAAUUUGGCUUGUCAACGUUGGAUACACAAUGGAAUUGGCACCCUUGUUGGUCAAGGUAGCAGCCAUCAAUCGACUCAUGAAUGCAUCGGACAGGAUGCAAAAGAUCAACAUCGAACGCAAGGAUCUCUUCCAAGUCGUUUUCC